AUGCCUGAGCCAUACGGCUCGUUCUCUUGGAUCUGCCAACACGCUCCGCUGCCCGUGUGCAAUAUCCUCUUCCGGGCAGCGUGGGACGCUGGCGCACUCACCACCCUCUUCCCCUCCAAUUCCGCCUUCUUUGCUCAUUACAACAUAACUAGUACAACCCUCGCGUCGGACCUGCACGCGCGCGAGGCUCAUAUAGCUGCCGGCACCGGCCUCGGUGCCAACUGCGUCAUUCCGCAUGUUGGGGCGCGCGGUAGCAUAGGCGACAUUCUGCUGGUCAUCGUGUCUCUCUUCUCUGUCGUCGUUUCGCUCGCGCUAGUGUUCCGUUCCUUCCAGAACAAGCUUCUUGGCGUAGGGACUACCGAAUUCAGCUUCGUCCUUGUUACUUUCGCCCUCCACUCGGCUCUCCAAGCCAUCACGCAGUCCUCAAUGCUACUCCAAGGUUCCACCGCCCUCCUGAUUCUCUCUGCUCUUCACCUCGCCGUCGUCGCCAUGCUUAUGUGGCUGCUCCUCUGCAACACCAUGGUGCUGUGGGGCUCCUACGAUGAAAGGAAGACGGUGUAUCUCGGCAUUCUGAGCAUCGGCUCGGCCGCCACCUUUGGUGUGACCGUCUACCUCGCCCUCGCGACGGGGUACCGCUGGACUCACGUGUUCGCGUUCGACCCCGAGAUCCGCAGCAUUGCCCUCUUCACGGUUAUACUCGUCUGGCCCGCUUUUGCGCUAGUCGCUACCUUCUUGACCAUGUUCUACGUCGCCGAGUACCGUAUGCACGAACGCGAGCCCGCUUUAUGGUUACUCGGCAGCGCGAGUGCCCUUGUUGCGGGACAGGCUGUGCUCUUUGUCGCGUCGCAGCCUCUGUGCCAGGCGUCCAAGAACAUUGUCAACGGCUCCUUCAUUGCCGCACUUAUGAACCUCCUCUCACUGGCCCUAUUCUACCGCGCUUGGAACAACAUGGGCGAGGCAAGCUGGUUUGCCACUCAGGCCUGGAACCCCCGCAACUCCUCGCGUAUCAGCCAGCGCGCUUCUGCUGCACCGACCAAGCUCAAGAUUAGCUUCAAGGCUGGUGGAGAGGCCAGCGCAUCGGCAGGACGCCUAAACUCCUUCCUUGGCGAAUAUGACCGCGAACUGGACGAACAUCCCGACGAGCCGCUGGCGUUCGAGGAGCAAUUCAUCUUGCGCGUACCGCAGAAGGUCGCAGAUGGAGUUGGUGGCGAGCCGGGACUGCGGGACUUGGUGCGAGGGAAGGGCAAGGGCCUCGAUGGUGUCGAGUUCAAGUUUCUCGACACCCGCCGAGCCGCGUUCAAGAUCAACGGCGUGACGUACUCGGCCAAACUUGUUGAUCUGCCCAAUAUUAUCGAGGCGCAGAAGACACACGAUAGCCGACACCUGUUCAAGGCCGCCGAUAUCUCGCAGAUGCUCCUCGUUGAGAAUCCUGUGCGCGACGAGAGUAGCAUUACCGCAUCAGCGCUUAACGUCGACGACUAUAUCUGGCCACACGGUAUCACACCUCCGAUGCGUCAUGUCCGCAAGCGCCGAUUCAGAAAACGCUUAUCGCGCCGCACCAUCGAGGUCGUCGAGGAGCAGGUUGAGGAGCUGCUCAAGAAGGACGAGGAUGCGGACGACAACCCCCAGAUCGAUCUCAUCGACGUCCACCACGACCCCGAGGUCCCAGACUCAUACUACGUCGAAUGGUCGGCUGAGGAUCCGUACGCUGGCUGGCGGCAGGGUGAGGCGACUUCCGAAUGGGGCGACGGGUACGAGGAUCCUGGUUCCGUCGCUACGGGCGCAGACUGGUACGACGAGGAAGGGGAGGAGGGCGAGUUCGAGGAGGGAGAGGAGGACGACGACGACAUGGACCAAGACCUUCAGGCUGCGCUCAUGGAGACGAUGGAGCGAAGCUCGGACGAAGGGUCAGACGACGGCCUUUCAGACGAGGAGGACGAGGACGAUGGCGGCGCCGAGGAUGACGACGAGGAGACAUUGGAACGCAAGGCCAAGAUCAAGCAAUACACGGGCGAAAUCAAGCAGCUCGAGACACUCAUCGAGAAGAAGAGAACUGGUUUCACGGGCGGGAACCCGAUCAUCACCAAGCGCUUUGAGGAGACGAUCAAGGGCUUGCAGGACGACAUCAGCACCAAGGUCGCUGCGCGCCAGGUGAUCCUAGACGCGAUCGAGAAGGAGCAGUCGGACGCGCGCGCCGCCGCCGAGGCCGCAGCGCCCAAGGCGCCCGAGGAGCCUGUGGACGAUGGCGACGGCCUUUUCGAGGAGGAGGGGGAGAUGGACAGCAAUGCCACUCCAGCCGCCACUCCCGGUCUGCUUGGCGCAACGCCAGCUGCGGAGGAGUACGACGACGACGACGACCUAUUCGGCGAUGCCGACGACGGGGAGAGCGAUACGGGCACGGCUGUUGCCAACACUCCCAUGCCGCAGAUCGAGGUCGACGUCGACAUGGACGUCGACGCCGACGGGCUCUUUGGCGACGAUGGUGAUGGUGAUGGCGAUGUCGAUGUCGAAGUUCAAGUCGAAGGUGUUGGGCACGAGGUGCUGCUUGAGGAGCCCGACGACGAGAUGGCUGCCAUGCUCCAGGCCGAGCUCGGCGACGAUGACCUGUUUGACGACAAGGGCGACGAUCUCUUUGGCGACGACGGCGAGACUGCCGCGACGGACGCUGCGGCGGCCGCGUUAGACGAGUUUGCUAGAGAGACGGACGCCGCGCUCAAUGCCAGCCUGGGCGGAUUUGCAGGCGUUGAGGGCGGUGUUGGCAUGCGGCGUCUCGCCAGCGGCGUUGCAGACGACGACGACAGUAGUGUGGAGGACAGCGACGACAGCGAUUAG
Messenger RNA from Cutaneotrichosporon cavernicola, 2832 nucleotides. RefSeq lists its product as uncharacterized. NCBI's taxonomy places the organism in Eukaryota, Fungi, Basidiomycota, Tremellomycetes, Trichosporonales, Trichosporonaceae. Gene Ontology annotation, molecular function: RNA polymerase II general transcription initiation factor activity. Gene Ontology annotation, cellular component: transcription factor TFIID complex. The transcript has 14 exons. The record is from RefSeq and is a predicted model, not a curated record. Bases 1 to 2832 code for a protein of 943 amino acids. Gene Ontology annotation, biological process: RNA polymerase II preinitiation complex assembly; transcription initiation at RNA polymerase II promoter.